Molecule: messenger RNA, 1884 nt
Organism: Alnus glutinosa
Lineage: Eukaryota; Viridiplantae; Streptophyta; Magnoliopsida; Fagales; Betulaceae
Exons: 6
Coding region: 1-1884 (627 amino acids)
Source: RefSeq, a predicted model, not a curated record
AUGGCUGGUAGUAUUUAUGAAAUUGAAGGGAAAAUAAAGUUUGAAGAUGUUGGAUGGAUAUCUUCUGAUAUUCAAGAGACUCAGACUAAGAAAAGUGAUUUUAAUGAGAUUAUAGAGCAAACGGAGAAAGAAGGUGUAGCUCUAAGACGUAAUUCCCAGAUGAACAAUUUCAAGAUGGCUUUAGAAGAUUGUGAUUUGAGUGGUCUAGAGUUUUCUGGGCCACGGUAUACAUGGUGCAAUAGUAGAAGUGAUGGAAAUUUUACGCAGGAGAGACUUGAUCGAGCAGUUGCCAAUAGUGAUUCGUGUUUACGUUUCCAACAUGUGGAGUUGGAUCCUGAAUGCCGUGAUAUCAUCAAAGCAGCUUGGGAACAAGAAGUGUUUGAGGCAAAUCGGAUGAAGGAUAUCCAGUUUCAAUUAUCAGCUUGCCAAAGAAAUCUUACACGUUGGAGUAAACAAAAGUUUGAGAAAGAUGCAGAAUUGUUGAAGCAUAAAAGUAAAAAUCUUCUUGAAUUGCAAAGAAAUAACCGUCCUAAUCAAGUUGAUUCUAUUAAGCAGAUACACAAAGAUAUUGAUGAUAUUUUGGAGAGAGAAGACGUUAAAUGGAAACAGAGAGCUAAACAUAACUGGUAUCGUCAAGGAGACCGUAACACCCAGUUCUUCCAUGCAUGGGCCAAUCACAGAAGAAAAGUUAACAAUAUUCGUUCAAUCACUGAUGAUCAAGGUAGGACAUGGAGGCACAAUAAGGAGGUAUAUAGGGUUUUCAUUGACUAUUAUAAAGAUAUAUUUAGCUCUAACACAUCAACAGAUUUCUCUCAAUACUUGGAACAUGUGGAGCCUCGAGUUUUGGCGGAGAUGAACUCAAAUUUACUGUGGCCAUUCACGGAGGAGGAGUCAGUCAAAGAUUAUCGACCUAUUAGCCUUUGUAAUGUGGUAUACAAGUUAAUUUCUAAGGUGCUUGCUAAUAAGUUGAAAGUUGUGUUGCCUCAUAUCAUCUACCCCGAACAAAGUGCGUUCAUUCCGGGCCGAUUGAUAACAGAUAACAUCAUUGUGGCUUUUGAAACUCUCCAUACCAUAGAAACACGGCUAAAAGGUAGAAAUGGUUUUAUGGCUCUUAAAAUUGAUAUGAGUAAGGCGUAUGAUCGUUUGGAGUGGGAUUUCUUGGAGGCUAUGAUGCGGAAACUUAGUUUUGCUGAUAGAUGGGUUCGGCUUCUAAUGAAUUGUGUCCGAACAGUUACUUAUGCUAUUCUCAUCAAUGGCCAACCCCAUGGUCAUAUUAUCCCCACUAGAGGAUUGAGAAAGAUUUCUGGUGUGCCUAUCUGUCAAGGUGGGAUAAAGAUAAAUCACCUUCUUUUUGCUGAUGAUAGUCUCUUAUUUGGGAGGGCUAAUCUCAAAGAAUGGAGGCAAAUUAAGGAUAUUUUGGAUAUCUAUGAGAGGGCUUGUGGUCAGAAAGUUAACCUUGAAAAUACCUCUAUUUUCUUUAGUAGAAACACAAGGGAAGAGGAUCGGGAGGAAAUUGAAUUAGCUGCCAUAAUUGCCCAAAAGUUAUGGCUUCGAAGAAAUCAAUGGGUUUUUGAGAGUACCCUUAUGCCCCCAAAGUGUUUGUUAAUUGGUGCUAGAGACUCACUUGAGAAGUUUCGAGAGGCGAAUACCCCAUCAUCAUGUUUUGAUUUACAGGACUAUUCCACCCAAACUCUUUGGAAACCUCCUAGAGCUAGUAGUGUCAAGGUGAAUUGGGAUGCUGCUAUAGACAGGCGGAAGAAUCUCAUGGGGGUAGGAGUUAUUGCCUGUGACCAUUCUGGGAUAGUUCUUGCUGCUCAGUGCUUGGUGCAGAUAUACAUUUUGAAUCCGACUAUAGCAGAAGCUAUUGUGCUAAAAUGGGUGUAG